AUGAGCCGCAUUUUCGACCGUCUCCGGCCCGCUCGCCUUGCCAAUAAGAAAUGGAGCAAACCCGACGUCUGGCUCCCUAAGCCUUUGGUCCUCGCAGACAGCUUCCACUCGCGCUACGUGCGCAUGCUGCUCGACCAGGACAAGAUCUCCACGGCACACAACAUCCUCGCCGCCUUCUUCGUGUGGUUACUGCUGGCCAGCUUCAUCGUUAUCCCGGGCACAUUCACCAGCAUACAAAAGCAAAUCGAAGACAAUGGCGAUGGAAAAUUUCCCAGCAAAGCUGCCGAAUCCAUCGUCAAGGGCGUCAAGAACCUGGGGCUCCUGGCGCUGGCCGCCAUCAUGUGCUCCAUUUCUGUCAUUGGCAUGGCAUGCCUUUCCUUUAUCCACAUGAAGAACUACGUCUGGAUUUCGAACAAGCUCUUCCUUCCUGGAGUGGCCAAUUGCAUAGCCGGUCUCGUCUCGACCUUUAUUGGUGUCUAUACGCAGCAGAAAGGCGUCUGGAGCGUUUCGGCCAAGGUCAUCGCCAUUGUGGAAGGCUGCGGCGCGGCAAUCUGUGGCACGGUUUGGUUCGUGGUCGAUCACUUCUUUCUCUCCAAGGUCAAGAACACACACGGUUCACAUUACGAUGGAUGGCCUAAGGAGCGACCAGCAUGA
Messenger RNA from Cordyceps militaris CM01, 654 nucleotides. RefSeq lists its product as uncharacterized. The transcript has a single exon. Lineage: Eukaryota; Fungi; Ascomycota; Sordariomycetes; Hypocreales; Cordycipitaceae. The record is from RefSeq and is a predicted model, not a curated record. The coding region runs from base 1 to 654 and encodes 217 amino acids.